CCGGGUCAGAUGCUGACCCCUAAGUGCUCUGCCAUUUUUCUACAAGUUGUGGAGACAUCUCUCUUGGGUCGUUUCUUUUGAGCUUUUCUUUCAUCAGUAGAGAGAGGUUCUGGGUAGUGCAGAGGGAAAGCUUUGGGCUUUAAUGGAGACUACAGUGAUGAUUUAAUCUUUUCUGGUGCCGUUAACUCAAACUUUAGGGAAAUUUUGCGCUGUUGCAACGACUUCGACUUCAAUUUGACGGGUUUUGAAUUUCUUCCGAAGCUAUGGGAGCUUUUAAAUUGGAAAUUCCCUGUCCACCAAAAGUUCUUGAGAUUGCGGCAGACCCUGAGCCUGAUUGGAGUUUUAACGCUGUGUUAUCAGAGCUUGAGUUACUUGAAAAGAAGCUUGAUGUCUCCUUCGAUAAAACCCAAUAUCGGGGCUUUUCAAAUAGGAAGAGUGUGGAGAGGAGUCCAGUGGCGUUUAUAAUGCGUAUUUCUGAUGAUGAGAUGGAGGAUUCAGAAAGUGAAGCUGAAGAGGAUCAUGGUCCAAGUUCGGUAGCGGUGACACGGUUCAAUUGUGAUGAUAUUUAUGUUAGUGUUAGUGAUGACUUUGAUUCCCAGAUAGCUCUUGAUGGCCAAUCCUAUUUAAUGGAUGAAGUAGGGUUAGUGGAAGGUGCCCUAUUUGAGCUAAGCCCUGAGCUUGGAGUUAAGGAGGAUAUUAGAAACCAAAUCUCAACUUUAGAGAUGGAGUUAAUGAGGGACAGUGGAAAGUAUGAUUCAGCAUUCAAACGAGUUGAGAAGUAUAUAGAGGCAAGAAAGGAAUCAGACCGAAAAUUUGAUACCCAAUAUCAGCGUAAAAUUGCUGAAGCACUAGAUAAUCACUUAACUGCAAUCCAGCGAGAUCAUGAACUCAAAUCACAAAUAGAAGAAAGGAGAAUAAGAAGUGAUGCAGCUCAUGAAGAGGCUAAGAGAAAGGAAAAGGCUUUGCAAGAAGAAAGAAUACGUCAAGAGAGAGCUAAAGCAGAGGCAGAGGCUAAACAUAAAGCUGAGGAAGCAAAAAUGGUUGCUCUAGAAGCAGAGAGGAAAACAGUGCAGGAAGCUGCCCGGAAGGAAGCUGCUGAAGCAUCAAAAAGGGUAGCUGCUUUAGUCCCACAAGGAGAUGCUGCCAGACAACAAGUAAAUGUUAGUUCAGCAAAUCAGAAUCUUCAUAAGCAGGGACCUGCAUCCAAUGGAACUCGUAAAUCAGAACCAACAGCUGACAUUUUGAGAGCUGCAGAAAGUGCUUUGAAUCUGGAGCAGGGAAGACUACAUAAACUUAAAAAGUUGGAGGAAGAGAACCAAUCUCUGAAAUUGAGCUCUAAUAUGGAUUUCAGCAACAGUGAAAGGCAUAUCGCUAGGUUGAUAAGACAAAUAAGGGGGACACAAGAGAAUAUUAGAACAAAAUCAAGUGAACUUAUUAAAAUUUUCAAGAAUCCUUCAUGCCCUCUGUCAAUUAGCAUUGCAGCAUUUGCAAAGAAGGUUGCUUCCCACUGCGAAAUUCCUGAUAAUGCUGCUUUUGCAUGUGGCCAUGUCAUUGUUCUUGUUACCUCACAGUUCCCACAUGCAAUGGAUCUUAUUCUGGCUGAGUUCCAUUCAGCUUGCAUCUAUACUGUCCCCAAGCAUGUAGUAUACUUGAAGUCAGCAUUUGAAUCAAAAGAGGCUUACUACAAAACCAUUGGAUAUCAAGAACAAGAUGGGAAGGUUGAAAGCACAAGAGAUUAUUUGAAACGAUUGGAAUCCUACAUGAAACUAUAUGGGGCUCUGGUUCAGACAGAAAUCCAGGGUAUCCAGAACACUCAUGGUCCAAAAGAAGGCUGGGCAUGGCUUGCGAGGUUCUUGAAUACUCUCCCUGCCAACGUAUAUACUGCUGUUGCAUUGAAAGCAUUCCUGCAAACAGCAGGGUUUGUGCUCUUCAAAAAAUACAAAUCCCAGUUUAGGAAGAUGCUGAACAUUAUCUCCAAGGACUUUCUGAAGGCAUUGAGAGAACGGGAGGAUCAGGAGCUGAAAACAAUAAUUAUAGAGAUUCAAUCCUACAUAGAAGACAAUAGAUUCCUUCAAGAGCCUGAAGGAUGGAGCAUGCAGAGUUCAUUGCUAUCAAGUGUCAUGGUGCCCGACUCGGAACCAAGUAGAGGUUACUACUAUUAUUGACCAGAAAAUCCAGCGUAGGGGUGCCAGAACAAGAUUAAAUGUAUCAUCUCGGGGGGAUAUUAUCAUAUUACUUUUUGCUAGUCAUCAGAAAAAAGGGGGAAACGAAGUGCUAUUCUUGGCUAUUUUAAGCCCUAGAUUUUGUCAGGUUGUAUGGGCAUUAUCCGUUGCCUUCAUUGCGAGUUUUAGAGUCAAUGAUGUGCUACUAGUACUUGCUGAGAGAGCCUGGACAGCCAGAAUCAUUUGAUAAUCCAGCCUAUGCUUUUCACCCUCCUUUGUUGUCCUGCCUGUAACACUACAUUGUUCAAAUUUCUUGAGAACAUCCAAAUGUAUGCAACAAUAUGUUGAGAUUAA
Messenger RNA from Hevea brasiliensis (rubber tree), 2516 nucleotides. Its product is annotated as mRNA export factor GLE1. The transcript is spliced from 15 exons. Gene Ontology annotation, molecular function: inositol hexakisphosphate binding; phospholipid binding; translation initiation factor binding. The record is from RefSeq and is a predicted model, not a curated record. Gene Ontology annotation, cellular component: cytoplasm; nuclear pore; nuclear pore cytoplasmic filaments. NCBI's taxonomy places the organism in Eukaryota, Viridiplantae, Streptophyta, Magnoliopsida, Malpighiales, Euphorbiaceae. The coding region runs from base 264 to 2165 and encodes 633 amino acids. Gene Ontology annotation, biological process: regulation of translational termination; regulation of translational initiation; poly(A)+ mRNA export from nucleus.